Pungitius pungitius (ninespine stickleback) is the source of this 3286-nucleotide messenger RNA. It is a transcript of the gene vwa7, whose product is annotated as von Willebrand factor A domain containing 7. Lineage: Eukaryota; Metazoa; Chordata; Actinopteri; Perciformes; Gasterosteidae. The record is from RefSeq and is a predicted model, not a curated record. The transcript is spliced from 17 exons. Bases 160 to 3129 code for a protein of 989 amino acids.
ACAAGAGACCCCGAGGACUCAACACUUUCACUUUGCACGUUUCCUCUCACGCUGCGGUGUGUGUCUGCGUUGUGUCUGCAACAACUUCUUCUAGAAAAAGGAAGUCUGCUGUUAUGAUCUGAGCUAGCUGUGACUUCCUCAGCCCAUGUGGAGGACACAAUGUCACAGCACAGAGGGAGACUGUGGGACGGGAGUGGAAAGCCGGCCUUUGUUCUGGCCUCUCUCCUCCUCCUGGCUUUGCCGUGCCUGGGCUUCCUCCCCGACUUUUGGUCGCGAGUAUUGACGCUGUCUUGGAACUCGCACACUCACCAGCACAUCACAGAGCAGGCCAUUCUCAACGUCACCGUGGAGACGCUGAGGGGCAUCAAAAGACACCAGGGGAACCAUGCAGAGGAACAGACCGGACUGGGCCGCGGCUUCUGGAGAGCCGUGGGAGAGGUGGUGAAGUCCAACGCAGCCAUGGACUUCCUGAGCUCCACCCGGUCCGACCCGGUGUACCACUUUGACUCGGAGCGCGUGGACGGCGCCACGGGGAUGCUGCGGCAGUUCUGGGCUCAGACUCUGCUCUCGGUACGAGCCAAAGAGUACCAGAGUGCCCGACACAGCUUGGGCCAGCUGUUUCACUCCCUGCAGGACUUUUACAGCCACAGCAACUGGGUGGAGAUGGGCCAGCGCGUCAUUUACCUCCACCUGCUGCAUCCAGAGGAGCCGGCCUUCCCCGUGGCUGCAGAAGACACCCCUACCUGCAUGGAGUGCUUCAGUCCCACCUGUCGAGACAAUCUCAUGCCAAGACUGACCAACGCACAGCAGGACGCACAGCUGCUAACUACCGGCUACUUCAGCACCUUCCCUCCAAAACCUCACGGCAAAUGUAGUCAUGGCGGUAUUCUGGACCUCAGCCGUAACAUGGGGGCCAAAGGGGGCAUCAACAAGGACAGCACCUCGCCCCUCUUCUCCCCUCACCAUUACCUCCACGUGGAGGCUUCCAAGCUGGCCUUGGAGGCCACCCUGAGCGCGCUGAGAGACAUCAGCGACGCCGUGGGCCCAGAAACCUUCCUCAGGCUCUUCAGCGUGAGGCAGGUCCCAGCGCUGGUGUUCGUCAUGGACACCACGGGCAGCAUGUUCGAGGAGAUCACCGCCGCUCGCUACCGGGCCCACUCCAUCAUCCAGAGGCGAGCCGGCAGCCCCGGGCAGCCGGGCACCUUCCUGCUCGUGCCCUUCCACGACCCCGAGAUCGGACCGGUCUACGAGACCGAUGACCCCCGUCAGUUCAUGCAGCACAUGGAGAACCUGAUGGCGCUGGGAGGAGGGGACGAACCAGAGAUGUGUCUCUCUGCCAUCCAGCUGGCCCUCACUCACAGCCCACCGCUGUCAGAGAUCUUUGUGUUCACCGACGCCUCCCCCAAAGACGCCCACUUGUUCGACGUGGUGAAGGCCCUCGCGCUGGAGAAACAGAGCAAGGUGACUUUUCUCCUGACUGAAGACCCAAGCUACACAUUGCCAAGCAGAGGAAGGAGGAGGAAGAGGAGGAGGAAGAGAAGGGAACUUUUGUCCCCUGAUCGAUUCUCCCUCUACUCGUCCCUGUCCUCCCUCUCCGGAGGAGUGACGAUAUUCACCACCAACUCCGACAUCCGCAGUGUCUCCGCCAUAGUGGAGGACAACACCGCCGUGGACAAGGUGACCCUCCUCCAUGUGGAAAGUGACAAAGAGUCCUCGCAUUCCUUCAGAGUGGACAGCUCAGUGAAGGACGUCACACUGCACCUCACCGGCCUCCUGACAGAGUGUGUCCUCACCAGCCCGUCGGACCAAAGCCAGUCCCUGCUGAGCCAGAGAGGCCCUCUGGCAGAGCUGGAGCGCUUCGAAGGCCUGUACCGCGUCAGCCUCACGUCCCCCGCGCAGCCCGGCGAGUGGAAGCUCCGGGCCAGGAGUGACGGACACCUCACCUUCAGCGUGAUCGCGAACAGCAGUGUCGAUUUCCUGUAUCACUUUGCCACGGUAACCAACGAGACGCACCCAGGUCUGGCCAGAGUGGAGGGCGGUCCGGUGGCAGGCGUUCCCGUCUUUCUGGUGCUGGCUGUGACGGGCCGCGCUCCGGGCAAGGAGGCGUCUUUCAGUCACGUGACGCUGCUGGGCGCGGCGGGGGAAAGCCUCCAGCGGGUGAUGCUGAACUCUUCCUCCUCCUCCUCUUCGUCAUCCUACGCGGCGGAGGAGCUGGUGGGACGGAUGGACUCGGUCCCAGGAGUCGCAUUCUGCGUCCGGCUGACGGGCCGGGACGGCGCGGGAAACAAGCUGGAGAGGGUUUCCACGGAGAUGGUCCAGCCUACUCACGUUCAGAUCCAGGUGUUGUCCGUCCCCCGCCUGGUGCCCGGUCACAGCGCCAAGGUGGCCUUCGACAUCCUCAACCACGGGCCGGCUCGAUCCUUCAGCCUGAAGGCCGACGACGACCGCGGGUAUCUUCACAAGAGAGGACCUCACAGCUUCCACGUGGAGGAACGAGGUUCUUUCCGCGGCGAGGUGGACCUCGUCGCCCCUGCCGCAGCGGAGGCGGGGUCGAAGGUCACCCUGACGCUCACCGUGCGCGCCCUCGGCUCGCCGGACUCGAAUUACGCGGUGGCCUACCUGAGCGUGACCCCGCCGGACCCCGACACCUCCCCCCCGUCCUGCGCCGCCGCUCGAGCGCCGACCGCGUGCCCCGCCGCUUGCAACGGGUCGAGCUGGAGCGCGUCCCUGGUCGUGUCGGACAGCGGCCGCUCCGGCCUCGCCGCCCUCCAGCUGCGCGGCGGCGAAGGCGUCCUGACUUUGUUCCGCAGCCCGGUGGAGGACGGGGACGAGACGACAGGCGGAGGCCGCCGCCGCCACGCGGCCCGACUGGAGGUAGGAGACCCACCGGUGAACGUCUCCGGGUGGGCGGCUGGCUCCUCCCGGCCGCUGUGGGGGACGUACUCGUCCAGCUGCUGCUCCGCCCGCGCCGAGCUGCUGGUUUGGGACGCCGCUGGAAACGUGAAGCGCUGCCGGCUGGCGGCGGUGGCCGGGAGCGCGGGAAGCGGCGGUGGCGGCGGGGGGGCGGGACGGAUAGCGCCCGCGGCGGGGUGCCUGGCGGCGUUGGGUCUGAUCCGUCUCCUGCUUUAGGCCCGGUGUGAUGUCACAAAGGCUCUGCAGGUCAGAUCCACGUGUUGAUGCCAAACAGCCGCACACAAAAAGAGAGACAAAUGAUGAAUGUGAAUGAAAUGUCUUUCUCGAUGAUUGACUUGUGCUUACUACGGUAAUGUGACGAAUGUGCCCUAAA